Molecule: messenger RNA, 2028 nt
Organism: Yamadazyma jaroonii
Lineage: Eukaryota; Fungi; Ascomycota; Pichiomycetes; Serinales; Debaryomycetaceae
Source: the annotation of a GenBank genome assembly
AUGAGUUGGAACCAGCCGUUACCAAUUGAGUUAUUCACUUCAAUAAAUAAAGUUACCGAUGUUCCUAAAGAAUGUCCCACUGACUCCCCUACCAGUUUGAAUAUCAGAUGUGGACCCAUCUUGAAAUUAUUCAAUUGUGACAAAGAUUACAUCGCUUCGAUGUUAAUUGUAUUAGAAGAUUAUGAUGAAGUUCCUGAAGUCACUUUCAAAGUUGGUCCUUUGAAGAUUGAAUCGGAUGAUCAAUGUAAAACCGGAGGUUUCAAGGGUAAAAGGUUCUACCAGGAAGAUAAUUUCCAUUUCUUCAGAUUUGAUAUCAAUUUACCAGUAGUUGAGUUUGAACAAAAGUGUCAAUAUUUCCUUAAUGGUGAGACCACUGACUAUUGGAUGUUUUAUAUCCCAAGCUUGAACCAAUCAAUGAAUGUUAUGUCUUUCAGUUGUAAUGGAUUCUCAUUAGGAUGCGAUACUGGAGAAUAUCCAAGUUCUUUAUGGCACGAUGUAUUGAAAAAUCACUCUAAAAAACAUUAUCAUGUGAUGCUUGGAGGAGGUGACCAGAUUUAUUGUGAUUCCGUCAAGUUAGCUUCAUCUGCUUUACAAUCUUGGUUGGAAAUGGCUAAUAAUAAAGAUAAAUUUAAUGCUCCAGCUACCGAAGAAGUCACCAGCGAGUUUUCCAAGUAUUAUUUGAAUCAUUAUAUGGCAUGGUUCGGUAAAGGAUACUGGGAAGGUCUGAAAUCUUCAUGUUUAGAGAGUUUGUUCCCAAUCGCAAGUACUACUAUUCCUGCUGUUAAUAUUUAUGAUGAUCAUGAUAUUAUUGAUGGUUAUGGGUCAUAUCCAGAUUCCACUAUGGGUUCACCGGUGUUCAAGGCUUUAGGUAAAAUCGCUUAUAAGUAUUAUAUGAUCUAUCAACAUCAUCAAUUACCUGGAGAAACCAUCACUUAUGAAAAAGGUUGGAUCAAAGGUAAGGACGAUAAGAAUUUCAUGAGUUCAACUCCUUUAAGUGUUUAUGCCAAAUUGGGUAAUCAAAUUGGAUUAAUUGGUUUUGAUUGUAGAACGGAAAGAUCCUUAGAACAAAUCAUUAAACCACAAAGUUAUAAAGCUAUCUUUGAUAGAAUGGCUUUAGAAUUGAAGAAUUCUCCUGAUAUUAAACAUUUCUUAGUUAUGCUUGGUGUACCUAUUUUAUAUCCAAGAUUAGUAUGGUUAGAAUUAGUUUUAAACUCUCCUUUAUUAAUUCCAAUCAGAAAAUUGGCCGAAAAAGGUAUCAUUAAUAAAGGUUUGGUCAAUGAAUUUGAUGGUGGUGUUGAAGUUUUAGAUGAUUUGAAUGAUCAUUGGUGUUCUAAACAUCAUAAAGCCGAAAGAAAUAAGUUACUUAAAGAUUUAAUCGAUUUUGGUGCAGCUAAUUCGGUCAGAAUAACCAUUUUAAGUGGUGAUGUUCAUCUUUGUUGUAUUGGAAGAUUGAAGUCAAGAUACUAUCAUCAUCCGAACUUCCAUAGAAUCGGUCAUAAAGGAGCCAUUGAACAUAAUGAAAAAGUGUUGAAAUCUCCCGAAUAUGAUCCAAGAUUAAUCUUUAAUGUUAUUUCUUCAGCUAUUAUCAAUGCUCCACCACCUGAUCCUAUGGCUAAUUUAUUAAACAAGAGAUCAAAGGGUCAUCAUUUUUCAAAAGAUUGUGAUGAAGAUAUGGUGCCACUCUUUAAUGUUAAUCCUGAUGGUUCUACAAGAGACAAUCAUCAAUUCUUGAACAAACGUAAUUGGUGUGAUUUAAUCAUUGCUCCUCAAUCAGAACAUGCUUCUAAAAUAGGUCAAGAACAUAGUGUUUUACCAUCUUCAACAAAGAAAGAAUUUGUUCAUGGGACUGAUAAUCAUUUCAUCAAAUAUCCAUUAUUACCAGAAUCCUUGGUCACCACCAUUCAUGUUGAAGAUGAUCCAAAAGACUUUGAAACCAACACUAUGGGUUAUCAAUUACUCAUUCCUCCUUUACAAGGGAAAUUUGCUUUAGACGAUGCUCCUGUCAAACAUGUUGACGGUUCGGAUUAA